Phyllostomus hastatus (greater spear-nosed bat) is the source of this 728-nucleotide messenger RNA. It is a transcript of the gene DYNLRB1, whose product is annotated as dynein light chain roadblock-type 1. NCBI's taxonomy places the organism in Eukaryota, Metazoa, Chordata, Mammalia, Chiroptera, Phyllostomidae. Gene Ontology annotation, biological process: microtubule-based movement. The record is from RefSeq and is a predicted model, not a curated record. Gene Ontology annotation, molecular function: dynein intermediate chain binding. Bases 99 to 389 code for a protein of 96 amino acids. Gene Ontology annotation, cellular component: centrosome; cytoplasm; cytoplasmic dynein complex. The transcript is spliced from 4 exons.
UAAAGCUGUCCGUUUUGACGUGAUGUUUUGAGCAGGCGCAGAAAUUCCUCCGGACUGGGCUGUGCUGUGGAGACCCGGAGCUACCCGAUCGGUCCGAGAUGGCAGAGGUGGAGGAGACACUGAAGCGACUUCAGAGCCAGAAAGGAGUGCAGGGAAUCAUCGUGGUGAACACAGAAGGCAUCCCCAUCAAGAGCACCAUGGACAACCCCACCACCACACAGUACGCCAGCCUCAUGCACAACUUCAUCUUGAAGGCCCGGAGCACCGUGCGUGAAAUUGACCCCCAGAACGACCUCACCUUCCUUCGAAUUCGCUCCAAGAAAAAUGAAAUUAUGGUUGCCCCGGAUAAAGACUAUUUCCUGAUUGUGAUUCAGAAUCCAACUGAAUAAGCCGCUCUCUUGUGCUCCACGCAUCAGUCCUCCAUUCAGUGUCCCCAAGGAUAAUAAUAGUGUUAAUCAUGUCAACUGACUGGCAGGUAGAAAUCACCUGAGAGCCCAUGCAGACCAAUCAAGUGGCCACGGUGGGCUGCAGCUCCACCCCAUCCCACCAGAGUCAUCCCCCUGCUGGCCGGCCCCCCCGAGUUCCCAGGAGGGCCCUCUUGCCUCAAGUCCAGGUUUUGGAGCAAGAGCUUGUGAGAGGCCCACACCCCACUUCCUUCUAACCUUCAGUCCACUUUGUUGCCCUCGGAAAAGGCUGUUUUUCUUUGACUAAAAAUAACUGAAACUGGC